This is a messenger RNA of Pan troglodytes (chimpanzee), 3732 nucleotides long. RefSeq lists its product as uncharacterized. The coding region runs from base 1 to 618 and encodes 205 amino acids. NCBI's taxonomy places the organism in Eukaryota, Metazoa, Chordata, Mammalia, Primates, Hominidae. The record is from RefSeq and is a predicted model, not a curated record. The transcript is spliced from 3 exons.
AUGGCUGGGGCGGCACAAAGACACCGAGGGUCCCUGGAUUCUGGUGUUGCGGCGUGGCUGGACUGUAGACACCGGGAGGAGUGGGCAGAGAAGGCCAGAGGGAGCAGCCUCUGUCACAGGCUGGUCCUGAGUCUGUCCUGGCAAACAGGGAUGAGUCUGUCCUGGCAGGGAUGUUUCCUCAGAAGGGACAGUCUAUCAAAGCACCAACAGCAACUGAGCCCCCAAGUGCAUCAGCAACCUGGGACACCCAGGCUGGGGGCACCUGAAGCAGCUCAAGACCUGGCAAUCAGGACCCACUGGAAGACCCCACUCACAGCGCUGGGUAGCGGGAGGCCAAAGGGCCAAGAGGAACCAGAGGCCUCAGUCCGUGCAGCCCCACCUGCCCACCCCACGCAGCUCCAGGAUGUAGCGAAGAGUGGGUCUGGAAGUGUCUGCCUGGGAAGGAUCUCCCGGCUGACCUUCAAACACUCCCAGUGCAAUCCCGCCCCAAGGACACCGCACUUGCAGUCCCCUCCUGGGAACGUCUUUGCCCAGAUGUCCCUGGGAUUCCCUUCCCCCACUGGACCCCAUUCCCUCCUUCACUUUCCCACUGGGCUCGUGACAUUUACUCCUCACUGAGGAUCCCCCGAUGCCCUCCUCCGACCAGAAUAUCAGCUCCUUGAAGGCAGAGACUCUGGGCUGCUUUAACCACCACAUCCUAGUGUCCAGGACAGUGCCUGACACACACUAAGUCAUGGGAUGAAUAAACACUUAGAAAAGCAUCUGAACUUAAUAGCUGCUGUUUCUUUAAAACCAAGAGAGCCAGGCAUGUAAUCUCUUGCACUUUGGGAUCCCAGCACUUUGGGAGGCCAAGGCGGGUGGAUCCACCUGAGGUCAAGAGUUCGAGACCAGCCUAGCCACCAUGAUGAAACCUCAUCUCUAGUAAAAAUACAAAAAUUAGCUGGGUGUGGUGGUGGGCCCCUAUAAUCCCAGCUACUCAGGAGGCUGAGUCAGAAGAAUCGCUUGAACCCGGGAGGCAGAGGUUGCAGUUAGUAGAGAUUGUGCCACUAUAGUCCAGCCUGGGCAACAGAGCAGGACUCCAUCUCAAAACAAAAAAACAAACAAACAAAAAGCCCCAACAAUCAAGAGACACAAAAUGAAGAUGGAAUGCAACAAUAUGCAUAGCAGGAUCAAUCACACUUUCCCAGAAUAGAGGAUGUGCGUGAAGGUGGGAGACAGGUGAGCUGGCAGGCCCUGCACCCCCUGGCCUUGACGCUGCCCCCUCCCUGGGUGUUCCUAAGAAACAUCUUGGCUUCUGGCUCACUGCCUUUCUGACUGGGCAGUUUCCUCUAUGCUUUGUCCAUAUUGGUCCCCGCCGGAUCUUCAGCUUAGGCUGAGACCCCAGAACCAGCCUGUAGUUCGUACAUGAACCCCCAGACUUGAAACAAGCUGAGCUCGCAGUCCGGAGAAUGGCUGAUGCUGGGUCCUCAAGUUAAUUAGCUGACGUUCAGCAGCAUUUUCCUCAUGUACCGUAUCAGGGAGCUACUUGUUAAAACGAAGCCACGCAUUGUACUUUCCUAAGUCGGCCUGAGUCUGGGGAGAUUUGGCCUGUCUGUAAGUUUAAUUUUAAACUAAUUCCUAAAGCUGGAGGAGAUUUGCAACACAGGUUGACGGCUCAUCUUAGAGUCUCAAAAGUCCUGUGAACGUUCUCAGAUGCACUUGGGGAAGGCCUCGUCACAAAGCUCUGCUUCAAGUGGUCAUUCCUUCUGAGGAACACACAGACCGUUCAAGCGCCUGUGUCUGCACACACCUGCAGGUCCUUACACCUGAGUGCCGUGCAAGCUGCAGCUCCCAAGCGACAAAGGAAGCCGCCCACUUCUGACUCAAGAGCAGCUGAGAAGAGAAUGAAAGGAAGGCAAGACUGUGGCAAGGGAAGGCUCAGGGACAGGUGGUGGUGGGCGUGCUCAGGACACUCCCAGAGGAAUGCUGGAUCUCUUACAGAGCUCAAAUGGGAUGAUUGCUCACUCGGCAGGUGCUGCAGAAUCUCACCGGGCAAAGGCUGAGAUUAGGGCCCAGCUGGCGUAGCCACAUCAAAGCCAACAGCAGACACUCCCCUCUCCUGAGAAGACCCAUUCCUGAAACUUUUAAUUUACUAAUUCCAUCAAAAAUUAAACCUUUAAUUGUACUUUGUUUUUCAAAUGGCUCCCACUGUGACUGUCUAGGUAGUAUUUGUCUCACUCUGGUAGUUACCUGGACUUUCCAAUUGUGGUGGUUUAUUUUACCUUGGAGUGACUCUCUCUUUUUCCCCUUUUUUCCACACUCUAAAAUUUCUCCUUGUCACAAUUAUUAAUAGGUUCUGUUCCUAAAGCCAUAAUAUUCAAAUGAUCUUAAUAAAGCACAGCUCUAGGGCCAGCCAGCCAGCAAAAGAGAAAAUCUUGAUCCCCACAAGUCCAGGAAGCCUCCACCCUCCCCGCUGAAAUCCUCCAUGACCACCCCCCUCCCCUCGCCUGGCCAGACAGGCUGCACCAUUAUGACCAAGGGCUUCCUCUGCUCUCAGAAUGACUCAGCCUGGACUUCACCAACUGGCUAAACAGGGAAUCAGCUAGGGGGUAGGGUGAGAGAUGUCCUAAAAUCUCUUCUUUGUCAAUGAAUACUAGAAAAAGUCACCUGGUGAUAGAAGCUUCAGGGUUUAUACAGAACCCACCCCAAGUCACAGAGCUCUGUUGCUGGGAAGGCAUUCAGCCUGGGUGGAUGACAUCCAGGCAUAUCCCCUGCUCGGAUGAUGCUCCACCACCAUCACCACCCACCAAGUGGAGAAGCUGCACUUAUCAGCUUCAAUCUCUAAUCCUAGUAACCUCCAAAAAAAAAAAAAAGAGAGAGAGAGAGAGAAAGCCAAAGCCAACCAAUGAGCAGGAGGAAAUGAGAAUGCAAAGAGCUUCGAGACAUGCAACCACUUUGGAGACACUGGCCAGUUAAAUGGCAACUUCUAGGGUCACUCAGAGCCUCAGGACACCUGGCAAGAAAAGAGAAUGAAAGGGAGGAAGCUGAAGAAGGGUGGGGACAGGAAUGGAGAAGAGAGAAAGAAAGGUAAGCGGAAGAGAGGAGGGACAAUGGAGAAAUGUAAAUCUACUUGACAGCCAGAGACCUUAUCCUUCAGGUCCUGCGUGUGCCAGUUCCUCCAUCUGGAAUUCCCUUAUCCCCUCCUGCAUCUAGAGAAUGCAGAGUCCUGAUUUAAGACUGUGCUGAAGUGUAACCUUGUCUGUGGAGUACCCUCCUUCUCACCGAAGGGAGAAAAUCUAUCCUCCUGAACCUUUAGUCAGGACAAGAUGUUAUACUGCAGUAACAAUAACAAUUGACCCUAACAGUUCAGUGGCUUCAACAAAAAGCCACUUGUUCACACCACACAUCCCCUGCAUGUUGUGGGGGAGGAGACUCCACUCCAUGUAGUCACUCAGGGAUCCAGGCUGCUGGAGCCUCCACCUCAGCACAAGCAGCCCUGAUUACUGAGUCAGGAGAAGGGCACAUAGCAAACCACACAUGUCACUUCUGCUCACCCUGCAUGGGCCAAAGUCAGUUGUACAACCACUCCUAACUUCAAAGGGGGCAGGGAGGAAGAGUUCCACCAUGGGCACCCAGGAGGAAAAACAGAAAUAUCAAUUCUCAGUGCUAAGGCUAUCUCCCGCGUCUACCCCGGCAGCAGUUGUGAUGGUCACUGCUCCAUGGCAGCAUUUCACAUUAGGUUUUAUAGUUUCU